CUCCGCCAGCUCAUCCCCUCCCACUGCUCACUGUGUACACACACACACACACACACACACUCCGAGCACGGGAACCGAGAGGAUGGACGGACGGAGCGGCGCUGACCCAGGCGAGUCCGGCAGGUGAUCGGUUCGCGGUGAGCCGCCCAGAGAGCCUCAGCCAUGGGGUUCCUCCACCAGCUCCACCUCCUGCUGUGGAAGAACGUCUCUCUGAAGCGCAGGGGGCCGUGGGUGCUGGCAUUUGAAAUCUUCAUCCCCCUCGUCCUUUUCUUCAUCCUGCUGGGUCUGAGGCAGAAGAAGCCCGCCAUACCCGUGAAAGAAGCCUUCUACAGCGCUGCUCCCCUCACCUCAGCGGGCAUUAUUCCGGUUAUGCAGUCGCUGUGUCCGGAUGGCCAGCGGGACGAGUUUGGAUUUCUGCAGUACAAAAAUUCCACUGUAACUCAGCUGCUGGAGAGGAUCGGCGAGGUCGUGGAGCAGAAUCACUUGUUUAUGUCGGAUCGGCCGAGUCUGGGGGAGGAGCUGGAGUCCCUGCAGCAGCACCUGGAGAGCCUGAGUUCAGCACAGAGUCCAUUAGAGAACCGCUUCAACUCCAGCCACGGCUUCACCGUGGGCAGUGUCCUGAGGAACCAGUCCGUGUUCCAGCAGUUCCUGAUCAGAAACCUCUCUCUGGCGAACGACACGGCCAGCCUGCUGCUCUCCUCCCCCAUCAACCUGAAAGAGGUGUAUAACCUCAUCUUUGGCACUUAUCCUAAAGGAGGGAGCUGGGCAGAGGGUCAACAUGGCACUCACAGCCCUGGAGAGAAGGUUUUGCAGCUGGAGGAGCAGCUGCUGGGGGGCUGGCGCAGUCUGGAGGGUGGGCUGCUGCAGAAGGCCCUCAGAGACCCCUCUAAAGUGGCUGAUCGGCAGGCUCUGCUCCGGCUGCUCUCUCAGGCCAUGGGCCUCGCUGGAACCGGGGGGCCAUCUCCGAAAUUCGACCGUCAGAGUCUGAGAGAGAUGGAGGGAAUUCUGCUGACCGGUGCAGUCCUCGAGAUGCUGACCUGUGGAGAAGACGGGAACAGUGAGCUGAAUAAGAUCCUAUUGGUCCCCGAGAAGCAGCAGUCAUUAUUACAGGCCUAUCAGACGGCUAUGUGUGGAGGAGAGGCGGAGCAGAGGGCGGAGCAUUUCCGAGAGAUCAGUGAGGAGCUGAGGGACCAGAUCGACACCCAGAGGGUCAUCGAAAAGUUGCGUUUGGAGCAGGCGAAUGCGUCGGUUCUGCCGGUUCAGACUCACCUGGGCGCUCUGCUGAAGGACCUGGCUGAGGUAGAACGCUUGCUGAGGGACGUGGAUCUGCUUUCUGGAUUGGCCAAGCUGCUGCCUAAGGGGGCGUGUGCUGGCCACCAGGCUCCGCCCUCAGCCAGCAACGCUACCUGGAGCUCAAACAGCACCACUUGGGGCCCCAACACCACAGACGGCGGUGUGGACGGAGGGGCAGAGGGGUCUGCGGGGAAAGAGGCGGAGCCAGAGAACCCUCACUCACAGUUCUCUGCCUUUGUUCAACUGUGGGCGGGGCUACAGCCCAUCCUGUGUGGGAAUAACAGGAUCAUUGAGCCUGAAGCUCUAAAGCAAGGCAACAUGAGUUCACUUGGCUUCACCAGCAAAGAGCAGAGGAAUUUAGGGCUUCUCGUUCACCUCAUGACUACAAAUCCCAAGAUCCUCUACUCUCCCAUUGGCUCGCAGGUGGACAAGGUCAUCCAGAAGGCCAAUGAAACCUUUGCCUUUGUGGGAAAUGUGACCCAUUACGCAAAAGUGUGGUUAAACAUCUCUGCAGAGCUGAGGGCUUUCCUGGAGGAGGGAAAACUGCACAACCACCUGGCCUGGCUCCAACAGUUUGCCUCUGACCUGCGGAAGCACCCAGAGCUGCUGAACUCUUCAGACAGUGAGCUGGUGGACAGUCUGCUGCAGGAGAACUUCACUCUACCCAACAUCAGCACCCUGCUGGAGCAGCUGGACACCAUUGACAACGCCGCCUGUGGCUGGACGCAGUUCAUGUCGAAGGUCAGUGUGGAUAUUUUUAAAGGCUUCCCGGAUGAGGAGAGUAUAGUGAACUACACGCUGAACCAGGCCUACCACGACAACGUCUCCGUGUUCGCCAGCGUGAUCUUUCAGACUAAUAAGGACGGCUCCCUGCCCCCCCAUGUCCAGUAUAAGAUCAGGCAGAACUCCAGCUUCACUGAGAAAACCAACGAGAUCCGCCGAGCUUACUGGCGCCCGGGGCCCAACACCGGCGGCAAGUUCUACUUCCUCUACGGCUUCGUGUGGAUCCAGGAUAUGAUGGAGAGGGCCAUCAUUAACACAUUUGUCGGCCAUGAUGUGGUGGAGCCUGGGAAUUACGUCCAGAUGUUUCCGUACCCGUGCUACACCAGAGACGAUUUCCUGUUCGUGAUCGAGCACAUGAUGCCCCUGUGUAUGGUCAUCUCCUGGGUGUACUCAGUGGCCAUGAUGAUCCAGCACAUAGUGGCUGAGAAGGAGCAUCGGCUCAAAGAGGUGAUGAAGAUGAUGGGUCUGAACAAUGCGGUGCACUGGGUGGCCUGGUUCAUCACUGGCUUUGUGCAGCUCUCCAUCUCAGUGACCGCCCUGACCGCUAUACUGAAGUACGGCAAGGUUCUCCUCCACAGUGACCCCUUCAUCAUCUGGCUCUUCCUCACCAUCUAUGCCAUCGCCACCAUCAUGUUCUGUUUCCUGGUGUCCGUGAUCUACUCCAAAGCCAAGCUGGCCUCAGCGUGUGGCGGGAUUAUUUACUUCCUCAGCUACGUCCCCUACAUGUACGUGGCCAUCAGGGAGGAAGUGGCCCACGACAAGAUCACGGCCUUCGAGAAGUGCAUUGCGUCUCUCAUGUCCACCACCGCUUUUGGCCUGGGCUCAAAGUACUUCGCCUUGUACGAGGUGGCCGGAGUGGGCAUCCAGUGGCGCACCAUCAACCAGUCGCCUGUAGAGGGCGACGACUUCAACCUGCUGCUGUCCAUCGUCAUGCUGAUCAUCGACGCCACUGUGUACGGGGUGCUGACCUGGUAUAUAGAGGCUGUGCAUCCAGGGAUGUACGGGCUGCCCAGGCCGUGGUACUUCCCCUUGCAGAAAUCCUAUUGGCUGGGCAGCGGGCGCAUCGAGACGUGGGAGUGGCCGUGGGGGAGCAGUGCCAGGCUGAGCGUGAUGGAGGAGGACCAGGCAUGUGCCAUGGAGCACAGGCGCUCAGAGGAAACCCGUGGAAUAGAAGAGGAGCCCAGUCACCUGCCGCUGGUGGUCUGCAUAGACAAACUUACUAAAGUCUACAAGACUGGCAGGAAACUGGCUCUGAACAAGCUGAGCUUAAACCUGCACGAGAACCAGGUCGUCUCCUUCCUCGGGCACAACGGCGCCGGCAAGACCACCACCAUGUCCAUCCUCACCGGACUGUUCCCCCCCACCUCUGGCUCGGCCACCAUCUACGGCCACGACAUCCGCACAGAGAUGGAGCGCAUCCGGCAGAACCUGGGCAUGUGCCCCCAGCACAACGUGCUGUUCGACAAGCUGAGCGUAGAGGAGCACCUGUGGUUCUACUCGCGACUGAAGGGAAUGGCUGAGGAGGACAUCCGCAAAGAGAUGGACAAGAUGAUUGAGGAUCUGGAGCUGUCGAAUAAGCGCCACAGUCUGGUGCAGACGCUCUCCGGAGGCAUGAAGAGGAAACUCUCAGUGGCCAUCGCGUUCGUGGGUGGUUCUCGGGCGGUCAUUCUGGACGAACCCACUGCUGGAGUGGACCCGUAUGCCCGUCGGGCCAUCUGGGACCUCAUCCUCAAAUACAAGCAGGGCCGCACCAUCCUCCUCUCCACCCACCACAUGGACGAGGCUGACCUGCUGGGUGACCGCAUCGCCAUCAUCUCUCACGGAAAGCUGAAGUGCUGCGGUUCUCCUCUCUUCCUCAAGAGCACCUAUGGAGACGGAUACAAGCUCACACUCGUCAAGAAGCAGAGCGACUCCAACGCUGCAGAUCAGUCGAGUGUGGCCCCGUCCUCCUCGAUGUCUCCGUGCUCAGAGAGCAGAGUCACUCAGUUUAUCCGACAGUACGUGGCCUCCUGCCUGCUGGUGUCCGACUCCAACACUGAGCUGUCCUACGUCCUGCCGUCUGAGGCUGUCAAAAAGGGCUGCUUCGAGAGACUGUUUCAGGCACUGGAGCAAAGUCUGGAGAGCCUGGCCCUCACCAGCUUUGGGGUGAUGGACACUACACUGGAGGAGGUUUUCCUCAAAGUGUCAGAAGAAGAUCUGUCUAUGGAGAACAGCGACGCAGAUAUGAAGGACUCUCCUGGAGGCUCCUCUGCAGGAAAGCCCUCCUCUCUUGCGGGGCCGCAGGCUGAUGGAGCUGUGGUUGGUGCAGCGACACGCCCAGAGGUGGAGUUGAGUAAUCUGGUGAUGUGCUCCAGACUGAGUCCCAGUCAGGCCUCUCUGCGCUCCGACUCCUCUCUGGGAUCAGUGCGGGGCGAUGAGGGUGGUCCAUAUUCCGACUUUUAUGGAGAAUACUGCCCCCUGUUCAAUAACAACCAGGACCCGGACUCUGCCAGCCUCAGAGAUGAGACAUCCUGCUCUCCAGAGCCAGUUGUGCUGGAGGGUCAGGGCAGCUUUAAACUGGAGGGCUGGUGGCUGAAGCUGCGGCAGUUCCACGGCCUCAUCGUCAAGAGGUUCCACUGCGCCAAGAGGAACACCAAAGGCCUCUUCUCUCAGAUCCUGCUGCCUGCCUUCUUUGUUUGUGUGGCCAUGACUGUUGCUCUGUCCGUGCCUGAGAUAGGAGACCUGCCCCCCCUCAUUCUUUCACCCUCCCAGUAUCAUAACUACACCCAGCCCAGAGGAAACUUCAUCCCCUAUGCCAACGAGGACCGGCUGCAGUACAGGAGUAAGCUGUCGCCGGACGCCAACCCCCAGAAGAUAGUCAACACCCUACGGUUGCCCUCAGGCGUUGGCGCCACCUGCGUACUGAAAACGCCCUUCAACAGCACCCUGGACCAGCUGGCCCAGACCCUCAACCCCUACGCCAACAACUCCAAAACACUGGCUGCCCGCUACUUCGACUCCAUGUGCCUGGACUCCUUCACCCAGGGCGUCCCCCUGUCCAACUUCGUUCCGCCUCCUCCAUCCCCUGCACCGUCUGAUGACCCGGAGCACUUUGAGGAUGGCCUCUGGAACUAUACGGCCACCCCGCCUACCACUGUACACGAGAUGGUGACGUCGCCUCCUCCGCUGCCCCUGUCUAUCCACGAGCCUGUGCGCUGUAUCUGCUCCAUGCAGGGCACAGGCUUCUCCUGCCCCAGUGGCGUCGGGGGGCGACCACCCCUCAUGAAGGUGGUCACUGGGGACAUCCUAGUGGACAUCACCGGUCGCAAUGUGUCCGAGUACCUCCUGUACACCUCGGACCGUCUGAGACUGCACAGGUAUGGCGGCCUCACUGUUGGAAACAUCCAGAAGUCAGUCCCAGCAUCCUUCGGGAGGAAGACGCCACCUAUGGUGCGCAAAAUAGCAGUGCGUCGUUCGGCCCAGGUGUUGUACAAUAAUAAAGGCUACCACAGCAUGCCCACCUAUCUCAACGUGCUCAACAAUGCCAUCCUGCGGGCCAACAUGCCCCUCAGCAAAGGCAACCCUGCAGCUUAUGGCAUUACAGUGACUAAUCACCCCAUGAACAGAACCAGUGCCAGCCUUUCUCUGGACUAUCUGCUCCAGGGCACCGAUGUAGUCAUCGCGAUCUUCAUCAUCGUGGCCAUGUCUUUUGUUCCUGCCAGCUUUGUGGUCUUUCUGGUGGCUGAGAAAUCUACCAAGGCCAAGCACCUGCAGUUUGUCAGCGGAUGUGACCCAGUUAUCUACUGGCUGGCGAACUACAUAUGGGACAUGCUGAAUUACCUGGUUCCGGCCACAUGCUGCAUUCUCAUUCUGUUCGUGUUUGACCUUCCUGCGUACACGUCCCCCAAAAACUUCCCGGCGGUGCUGUCUCUCUUCCUGCUCUACGGCUGGUCUAUAACCCCCAUCAUGUAUCCGGCCUCGUUCUGGUUCGAGGUUCCCAGCACUGCCUACGUUUUCCUCAUCGUCAUAAACCUCUUCAUCGGAAUCACCGCCACCGUGGCCACUUUCCUCCUGCAGCUGUUUGAACAUGACAAGGAUCUGAAGCUGGUGAACAGUUAUCUAAAGUCUUGUUUCCUCAUCUUCCCUAAUUAUAACCUGGGUCACGGGCUGAUGGAGAUGGCCUACAACGAAUACAUUAAUGAGUACUACGCUAAGAUAGGUCAGUUUGAUAAGGUGAAGUCUCCGUUUGAGUGGGACAUUGUGACGCGAGGACUGGUGGCAAUGACCAUAGAGGGUUUUGUGGGCUUUCUCAUCACUAUCCUGUGCCAGUAUAACUUCCUCCGAAAACCCCAGAGAAUGCCUGUGAACAGUCAGCCGAUUGAGGACGAUGACGUGGAUGUGUCACGUGAACGAAGACGAGUGCUUAGAGGAGAUGCUGAAAACGACAUGCUGAAGAUUGAGAACCUCACUAAGGUAUAUAAGUCUCGUAAGAUGGGCCGUAUCCUGGCAGUGGACCGCCUCUGUCUGGGGGUCCGCCCUGGGGAGUGUUUCGGGCUGCUGGGCGUCAACGGUGCAGGAAAGACCACCACCUUCAAAAUGCUGACUGGAGACGAAAGCACCACAGGAGGAGAGGCCUUUAUUGGAGGACACAGUAUACUGAAGGAGCUGUUGCGGGUGCAGCAGAGCAUUGGCUACUGUCCUCAGUUUGAUGCUCUUUUUGAAGACCUGACAGCGCGAGAGCACCUGGAGCUGUACACUCGCCUCCGGGGUAUUCCCUGGAAGGAUGAGGAGCGGGUGGUGCAGUGGGCUCUGGAGAAGCUGGAGUUGUCUAAGUACGCUGAUAAGCCGGCUGGCACUUACAGCGGGGGCAACAAGCGGAAGCUCUCUACGGCCAUCGCUCUGAUCGGAUACCCAUCUCUAAUCUUCCUGGACGAGCCCACCACUGGCAUGGACCCCAAAGCCCGCCGCUUCCUGUGGAACCUCAUUCUAGACAUCAUUAAGACGGGUAGAUCGGUGGUGCUGACAUCACACAGUAUGGAGGAGUGUGAGGCACUCUGCACCAGGCUGGGGAUCAUGGUUAACGGCAGGUUUAAGUGUCUGGGCAGUAUCCAGCAUCUAAAGAACAGGUUUGGGGACGGUUACAUGAUCACAGUACGCACUAAGACCACAGCUAGUGUGAAGGAAGUGAUCCGGUUCUUCAACAGGAACUUCCCAGAGGCCAUUUUGAAGGAGAGACACCACACUAAGAUUCAGUACCAGCUGAAGUCGGAGCGCAUUUCUCUGGCUCAGGUGUUCAGUAAGAUGGAGCAGGUGGUGGAGGUGCUGAGCAUUGAGGAUUACUCAGUCAGCCAAACUACUCUUGAUAACGUUUUUGUGAACUUUGCCAAAAAGCAAAGCGAUAACUUGGAGCAGCAGGAGAGUUCGCCCUCUAAUGGUGGCCAGUCACCACUGCAGCGUUUUUUGAGCAUCCUCAGGCCACGUCCAGCUAAUACAGAGCUGAGUGCUCUGGUUAGUGAGGAGCCGGAGGAGCUGGAGAGUGAUGAUGAUGAAGGACUUAUCAGCUUUGAGGAGGAGAGGGUGCAGUUGUCCUUUAACACAGAUACUCUCUGCUGAAGCAGCGACAAGUGCGACAAAGAGAAAAAAAGAGACAAACUAAGCCUCAAGUAAAGAUUCCAGCCUGAUCAGUGAGAGAUAUUCCUGAGCUACAUCCUUUGCGAAAUAGGUCCACCAACCUGGCCUUCCGAAGAGAUGCUCAUAUUUUCUAGUUUUGCACUGCAACAGCGGACCCAGCACAGAGCCCUGCUGAACACUGCUGGUACAGAGGUGUGUUUGGUACAGUGGAAGGCACGGAUGGACAGUGCCUGUAAAAAUCUGGCACGCUCAAAGAUUCUGAGAAAACCGUGAAUGUGCGGCCUGUGUGCUGCUAUGAAGAACGCUUGCAUUUGGAGAUGAACUUUUGAAUCAUGUUCUUAUUUCAGAUUAAAGCCUGCUGGAUGGGAUUAAAAGAGGAUGUAUUUGUUGAAUGAAGAGAAAUGGUCAGAUUUGGCAUUUUUAUUUUUGACACUGAAGAAAAGGGACCUUGGAAAAGAUCCUGGAGAUAAUUACGUUAUAUUGUUUAUGCUGUUCUGAACUAGCGCUUUACAGCUGUUGAUGUCAUGAGAUAACAUAUCCCCAAUAAGGUAUGACCAUUUUUUGGGUUCGGCCUUUCUAUCAUAUGUUAUUUUUAUGACUGGUUCUUAUGCGUUUGUCGUUUCUCAGUUGGAACACUGAUGUAACUACGUGUUUUUUUGUAAAGUUGGACCUAAUCUUCGUUAAUACGUCGAACCUGCCUUGAGAGCAUGCUAUAGAGUCAAGCCUGUGGUAUGUCCUAUAUUUUUUGUCUGUAGGUGGAAGAAUGAUUUAUUUUCCCUACUGAAAUGUUUUUUGAAGAUAUAUAAAUAUAUAUGUGUGUGUGUGUGAUCCUUUUGAAUCGAUAAAAGAAUGCUGGCUGGCGUACAAAUGCACCUUUGCGAGAGCCGAGUGAGCUUAGAUACGAGACACUGACUUGAGAAGAUUACGAUAAUAUGGCCUUUAGUCGUCAAAUUGGUCAGAAGCUGCCCUGACACUGAGGACACCGUGGUUUCACGUUGUGAAUGUUAAUGGCAUGAAAAUAUAAAUAAUAUAUAAUAAUACAUAUUUUGCACAGAUCAGUGCCUCCUGAACCUUGUUUUGUUGUCGUCUUAAAAGAGUACUUUGCGAGAAUUGGUAUCUUUUGCUCUUUGAGCUCUUCCCUAAAGUUGGGGAGUGUAAUUCACUUUUACACCACUGCCGUAAAAACAAAUUGCAAUAUGAGCACCCCCUAAUGGACAGUUGUACACAUGCAUUUUUUGACAAGCUGAGAGAUAUGUGCGAAAAAGGGUGUGGACUGAUACGGUACAGUAAUGUUACAAGAUUACCCAGCAUUAUAAGUUUUCAUGAGUUUUAUUUAUGGUCCUGUUCACACUCUACCAAAGUUUCAUAGUGCAGUAGCAGCGCCCUGGUCCGAAAGGCAAAGACAUGAUUCUACAGAGAGUUGCGACACAACAGAUCGUUAGAGCACUUUCUAUACGGACUACUUUAGGUUGGACCUUUGGUUUUUCAGACUGUGUAAUUUUGGGCUGCAUUAACUUGUGUUAUCCUCACUUUAGGCAACGUUUUUUGGUUUUGUUCAUUUCUUUGAAGAAAAAAAUGUAUACAGCGAACAGCAUCAGCCCGAUGCUAACUCCUGUGCGAGAUGUCAAUGUACAGUAAAUGUUUCGACCUAACUGUUUCGCCAUCACUGUGAAGCCAAAGGUGGAUUUUUUAUUCACUGUUAUUACAAAAACAUAGAUUUCAGGACAUUAUCAGGAGCUUACAGGUUUUCUUUCUUGUGUUUUGUUUUGGGAGCCCGUAUGGGAUGUGUUUGUGCUUAUUUUAUUGUAAUUAAUUUUUCCUGUAAUUACAUUUACUGUAAUAUGUCCUAAAAAGUAAAAAGUAAAAAAAAGAAACAUCCCUCUGAUGGUUUUUGAACUACUUUGAAUUGUUGUCAAGGAUUGUAUUUGCUGUAAGUUCUACCUGAUCUGUGCUAUUGCGUAUUGACAGUCUUCAACUCUGUCCGUUCAGUGUGUGGCUCAUGCAGUGCUUUAGAUUCUAGCUAAUAAUGAUGGUUUGUGAUCUUCAUGUGAAAGACGGAGCGAUCCGCAUAGUUUACAAAUGGAAUGUUGCUUAAUUUGUGAGCAUUUGGAAAGGGAUCCAGCUGUGGCUCUGCUAGACUAAGCCCUUAGUUGACUGGAGGGGAACCGAGGCCUUUUAAAUUUAAUCUCCAACCAUAAAACGUUGCAGACAAGAUGUAGAACUAGAACUACUCAAUGUAGUUUUGCUCUUAAAAAUGAACAAUAUAGCAUACAUACAUUUUUGUGGCCCAUAAUGUUUCAAUGUAGAAAAAUAAUUUUCCCUUAUUAGCCCAUAAUAUAAUAAACAAAAUAGGUUACAUAUAUAUUUAAAAGAUGUUACAUGGUCUAAAUAAACAAAGGUAUGAUCCUGAUUGAAAUAUGUAAAAAAGAAAUUCUGGCAAACAGUUUUGCAUUUAGUUAGCUAGCUAGUUAAUUGUAGCUGCUGUAGUUGGUUUUAUGGUCCGUAAUUAGCUGUAAUUAGCUAACUGCAACCACAAAACCAACUUAUACAAUAGAUACAAUUAGCUUGCUAACUAGCUAAUUACAGCCACAAAACCCACUAAUACAGCAGCUUCAAUUAGCUUGCUAACUAGCUAAUUACAGCCACAAAACCCACUAAUACAGCAGCUUCAAUUAGCUUGCUAACUAGCUAAUUACAGCCACAAAACCCACUAAUACAGCAGCUUCAAUUAGCUUGCUAACUAGCUAAUUACAGCCACAAAACCCACUAAUACAGCAGAUACAGUUAAUUAGCUUUAAAGCUAAUAACAGCCACAAAACCCACUAAUACAGCAGCUACAAUUAGCUUGCUAACUAGCUAAUUACAGCCACAAAACCCACUAAUACAGCAGCUACGGUUAAUUAGCUUUAAAGCUAAUAACAGCCACAAAACCCACUAAUACAGCAGCUACGGUUAAUUAGCUUUAAAGCUAAUUACAGCCACAAAACCCACUAAUACAGCAGAUACAGUUAAUUAGCUUUAAAGCUAAUAACAGCCACAAAACCCACUAAUACAGCAGCUACAAUUAGCUUGCUAACUAGCUAAUUACAGCCACAAAACCCACUAAUACAGUAGCUACAUUUAACUAGAUUUAUAGCUAACUACAGCCACAAAACCCAAUAAUACAGUAGCUACAAUUAAUUAGCUUUAAAGCUAAUUACAGCCAUAAAACCCACUAACACAGCAGCUACAGCUGACUAGCUUUAAAGCCAAUUACAACCACAAAACCCACUAAUACAGCAGCUACAGUUAAAUAGCAAGCAAGCUACUUGUGGUUAGCUAGUGGCUAACGGCCAUACAGCCGUAAUUAGCUAGGCUAGCUAGCGUUAGCUAACUGCUGUAUCUGUGCUGGUUGAUUUGCAGCCGUAAUAGCUGGGCUAGCUAGCGUUAGCUAACUAGCUUGCUAACUGUGGCAACUGUAUUUGGUGCAGUUUGUUAAGGUGCUUAUCUAACUGUAGCAGCUGUGCUAGCGGGUUAGCUAGGCUAGCUAUCGUUAGCUAACUGUAGCUGCUGUGUUAUUCGGUUUUGUGGCUGUAAUUAGACAGGCUAGCAUGCUAGCUAACUUUAGCACCUGUAUUUGUUGGUUUUGUGGCUGUAAUUAGCUAGCUAGCUAACUGUUGCUGCUGUGUUAGUUGGUUAGAUGGCUAGGCUAGCUAUUGUUGGCUAGCCUUAGCUCCUAAACUUGUAUGUUUUGUAGCUGUAAUUAAUUAGCUACAUAGCUAACUGUUGAAGCUGUAUUUAUUGUUUUUAGGGCUGUAAUUUAAUUCUCAUUAUCUGAAGCUGCAGCUGGAUCCUUAAAAUAAUUUAAUGAAGACAGAAUCAGCUGAAAAUGUAUGACGGUGGCCCGGAGCAACUCUGUGUUUUAUUAUAUUUUGUUCGUGUGAAAUGACCAAAGGGAAAAUCAAGCAUAUUUUUAGAUGUAUGAACGAAAUGACUUAAGCGCUCCUUCACUUCUCAGAAUAUUUUAUUGUAAAUAAGAGUCGUCUAAAUCCAUCGAUUAAUCAUCCUUCAGUAAUACAAUGUACGGGAGGUGCUGCAACUAAUGCGUGUUGAUAUUAGGGUCAAGGACACCAGCAAACUCUGAGCUUGAUUCCAUAUCAGAGAAAAGUGCAAUGAUAUGAUUUAGCUAAAGAUGGUGUUGGUUUAAAGAAGGGGAGGUUUCAUUUUUUAAUAAAAAUGUGUGAGUAAGUGCUUCAGAACAUCCCUCAUUUAAGUACUUAGAUAUGAAUAUAGUUAUCUGUUUAUUUUUUCAUGCAUUGGAACUUGAUUUAAGUCUUUAUUCAGACGAAUCCCCUUGUAACAGACUGACUUGAAUUUUGAGCUUGUUUCUGAUUAUUAUGUUUCCAUACUCUUGUGAUGAGGUGUUCAGGUGUUUUUAAUAUGAACUGGAAAGAAAAUAAAAUAAAAUUGUUGAA
This is a messenger RNA of Astyanax mexicanus (Mexican tetra), 12140 nucleotides long. RefSeq names its product ATP-binding cassette, sub-family A (ABC1), member 2 (gene abca2). Gene Ontology annotation, molecular function: ATP hydrolysis activity; ATP binding; ABC-type transporter activity. Lineage: Eukaryota; Metazoa; Chordata; Actinopteri; Characiformes; Acestrorhamphidae. The record is from RefSeq and is a predicted model, not a curated record. Gene Ontology annotation, cellular component: intracellular membrane-bounded organelle; membrane. The transcript has 49 exons. The coding region runs from base 163 to 7668 and encodes 2501 amino acids. Gene Ontology annotation, biological process: transmembrane transport; lipid transport.